This is a messenger RNA of Penicillium longicatenatum, 2232 nucleotides long. RefSeq names its product potassium ion transporter. Gene Ontology annotation, cellular component: plasma membrane. The record is from RefSeq and is a predicted model, not a curated record. The transcript has 8 exons. Gene Ontology annotation, molecular function: high-affinity potassium ion transmembrane transporter activity. NCBI's taxonomy places the organism in Eukaryota, Fungi, Ascomycota, Eurotiomycetes, Eurotiales, Aspergillaceae. Bases 1 to 2232 code for a protein of 743 amino acids. Gene Ontology annotation, biological process: intracellular potassium ion homeostasis; potassium ion import across plasma membrane.
AUGUGGAAGCCACCGAUAGACUUCCUUACCCUGCAUUAUGCAUGGAUCAUCACCCUGAGUAUUUUAAGCUUAGUGAUCAUCUAUCCGUAUGGCAAUCUCCGAGCGAUCGAUGCCUACUUCUUCGGCGCGAGUGCAUCGACUGAGUCGGGGCUGAAUACAAUAGAUGUCAAGGACUUGAAAACCUACCAGCAGGUCUACAUAUAUCUCAUUCCCAUCUUUGGAAAUCUUGGAUUCAUCAACAUCAUCGUGGUCGUGGUUCGGCUGCGCUGGUUUAAGAAGCGCCUUACGGAGAUUGCGCCGCAUGUUCUAAAGCCGCAGCUACCAGUUGAACAAGACACCGAAGCUCAGCAUCAAGCAGAGAGGGUUUCGAAAGAUAUUCCAGAUGUUGCGAGCCUGCAGGAUAUCCAAUACACAAGAUCGAGAGAGAAGAAUGAUGAGGCUGAAGCCAAUGAGGGGCCAAAAUUUUCCUCGAGGUCGGCUUCGCUACACCAGCACCCACUCCUCGAAUUGGAAACUGACCUAUAUAGUGACUCCCCCGAUCAAUCAAUAGAGCCAUAUGCCGAUGCUGAUAUAAAAGGGCCUGUGUCCAACCUUGCUUCACGCCGACAAGCUAUUCAGUUUGUCGAUGAUGACCAGGACUCAUCGAUGAUUGAUAGACCCCUCUAUAUCCCCCCACCAUGGAGACGUGAUAGAGGUGGUUCAUUUGUUGAAGUUGACGAAGACAACAUUGAUGAUGGUGAUUUGAUCCAACCUCCUAUCCUGAACUGUUGGCAACUAUAUGCUAACAGACAGUCGAUCAAAGCCAAGUCUAUAGUCUCCACAUACACCGGCCAAGAGCGUAUUGAACAUGGCCUACGUCGUCGGCAGACUGCAGUGAGUAUCUACUCAGCUACGACGCGGCCGCUUGAGCAGGCUGCUUCCAUGAUGUUUCGAGUUGGGAGAUCUUCGGGCCCCAGGCCGAGUCAAAGCUCUCUGUCAGGGAACAAAAGCAAAUUCAAGCAGCUCGCUCUGCCAAAUAUUUCUUCGCAAGCUACACAGAGCCGAAACUCCCAAUUUCACCACCUAACUGCUAAGGACCGCGAGAGGCUAGGUGGUAUUGAAUACCGCAGCCUGAAGCUGCUGCUAAAGAUUGUGGUCACUUAUUUUUUUGGUCUGCAUCUUUUCGGAGCGAUUUGCCUGGUAGGGUGGAUUAAGCAUGCCGACCCGAAAUAUCGGGCUUAUCUUGCAGAAUGUGGCCAAGGCAAUGUAUGGUGGGGGUUCUACUCUGCCCAAACGAUGGUUGACAACCUCGGCUUUACACUGACACCAGACUCAAUGGUUUCCUUCCAAGAUGCGACAUUUCCACUGAUCGUUAUGAGCUUUCUUGCGUUCGCUGGAAAUACCUGCUAUCCAUGUCUCCUUCGCCUGAUCAUUUGGCUCAUGUAUAAGCUCUGCCCGCAGAACUCGUCAAUGAAGGAGACGCUUAGCUUCCUCCUUGAUCAUCCACGACGAUGCUUUACACUCCUCUUUCCAAGCCGACCGACAUGGAUUCUGUUUGGUAUCUUGUUCGUUAUGAACACCAUCGAUGUGAUUUUUAUCAUCGUCCUGGAUUUGCACAACCCUGCUGUCAACAACCUGGCGGCUGGUCCGCGAGUACUUGCUGCCAUUUUUCAAGCAGCAUCCGCUCGUCAUACAGGAGCAUCCACGUUCAAUUUGGCCAAUGUCAAUCCUGCAGUCCAAUUCAGCUUGGUUGUCAUGAUGUACAUUGCUAUCUUCCCGAUUGCUAUCAGUGUUAGGGCUUCCAACGUUUACGAGGAGAGAACUCUUGGAGUUUAUAGCGCAGAGGCCGCCGCUGAUGAAACCAACGGCCGGUCCUACAUCAUCGCUCAUAUACAAAAUCAGCUGAGCUUUGACUUGUGGUAUAUUUUCCUAGGUUGCUUUUGCAUCUGCAUUGCCGAGUCUGGUAAAAUCGCCGAUACAAGUAUACCAGCAUUCUCUGUUUUCUCUGUUUUGUUUGAAGUGGUGUCGGCCUAUGCCAAUGUUGGUCUCAGUCUUGGGUAUCCCACUGUCAAUACAUCCCUUUCUGGGGAGUUCAACACUUUUAGCAAACUCAUUAUUUGCUUCAUGAUGAUUCGAGGCCGUCACCGCGGAUUGCCGUACAGAAUCGAUCGUGCCAUUAUUCUCCCUGGGGAACAAUUUGUCGAUCACGACAGAGAUGAAGAUACACCACAGCAAAGAGAGUUAUCGGAGUAA